GGGGGCGGCGGGGGCGGGGGCGGCGGCGGCUCGGGAGCCGGGGCGGCCGGCGGAGGAGGGGACGACCUCGGAGCGAACGACGAGCUGAUCCCCUUCCAGGAUGAGGGGGGCGAGGAGCAGGAGCCGAGCAGCGACAGCGCCUCGGCGCAGCGGGACCUGGACGAGGUCAAGUCGUCCCUGGUGAACGAGUCGGAGAACCAGAGCAGCAGCUCGGACUCCGAGGCGGAGAGGCGUCCGCAGCCCGCCCGGGACGCCUUCCAGAAGCCGCGGGACUACUUCGCCGAAGUGAGAAGGCCCCAGGACGGCGCCUACUUUAAGGGGCCUCCCUACCCCGGGUACCCCUUCCUGAUGAUCCCGGACCUGAGCAGCCCGUACCUCUCCAACGGACCCCUGUCGCCGGGCGGAGCGCGCACGUACCUGCAGAUGAAAUGGCCUCUACUCGAUGUCCCCACCAGUGCCACAGUCAAGGACACGAGGUCGCCAUCUCCAGCACACUUGUCUAACAAAGUUCCUGUUGUGCAGCACCCGCAUCACAUGCACCCGUUGACGCCCCUCAUCACCUACAGCAACGACCACUUCUCCCCGGGCUCCCCUCCCACACACCUCUCCCAGGAGAUUGAUCCAAAGACAGGAAUCCCCCGGCCACCUCACCCGUCUGAGCUUUCACCAUAUUACCCACUCUCUCCUGGAGCUGUUGGACAAAUCCCCCACCCCCUUGGCUGGCUUGUCCCACAGCAAGGGCAGCCCAUGUACCCCAUUCCUCCUGGCGGCUUCCGGAGCCCUUACCCUGCCCUGGCCAUGAACGCCUCCAUGUCCAGCCUGGUCUCCAGCCGCUUCUCCCCUCACAUGGUGGCUCCCGCCCACCCUGGCCUGCCCACCUCAGGGAUCCCCCACCCGGCCAUCGUCUCCCCCAUCGUCAAGCAGGAACCAGCACCCCCCAGCCUGAGCCCCGCGGUGAGCGCGAAAUCCCCAGUCACCGUGAAGAAGGAGGAGGAAAAGAAGCCCCACGUGAAGAAGCCUCUGAACGCCUUCAUGUUGUAUAUGAAGGAGAUGAGGGCCAAGGUGGUAGCCGAGUGCACCCUGAAGGAAAGCGCGGCCAUUAACCAAAUCCUGGGAAGAAAGUGGCACAACCUGUCUCGAGAAGAGCAGGCCAAGUACUACGAGCUGGCCCGCAAGGAGCGGCAGCUUCACUCCCAGCUCUACCCGACCUGGUCAGCCCGGGACAACUACGGAAAGAAAAAGAAGAGGAAGAGAGAAAAGCAGCUGUCACAGACACAGUCCCAGCAGCCAGUCCCCGAGGCAGAGGGUGCUCUGGCCUCCAAGAGCAAGAAGCCAUGCGUCCAGUACCUGCCCCCUGAGAAGCCCUGCGACAGCCCUGCCUCCUCCCAUGGCAGCAUGCUGGACUCUCCUGCCACACCCUCUGCGGCCCUGGCCUCACCUGCAGCCCCGGCCGCCACCCAUUCAGAGCAAGCCCAGCCCCUUUCCCUCACCACCAAGCCAGAGAGCCGGGCACAGCUGGCUCUCCACUCAGCCGCCUUCCUGUCCGCGAAGGCGGCAGCCAGCUCCCCGGGCCCGCUGGGCAGCCAGCCUCCCCUGCUGUCGCGGCCCCUCCCCCUGGGGUCUGUACCCACUGCUCUGCUGACCUCUCCCCCUGCCUUCCCAGCCACGCUCCAUGCCCACCAGGCCCUCCCCGUACUCCAGGCCCAGCCUCUUUCCUUGGUCACCAAGUCUGCCCACUAGGCUGCCCCCAAUCCAUGCAGGCUGUCGUGUGACUCAUCAAGUAGUAAUGAUUCAGAAGAAGAAAAAGAAAAAAAGAAACUUUAUUGGUCAAUAUUUGACCUCUGGACUGUUCUGUAAAGUAGCUGGUAACAACAGCACUUUACAUUUUGUAGAUGUAACCAGUAGCUGAAUUUUAGGCUUUUUUAAAAAAAACAAAACGACAAAAAAAUCUUUACAAGAAAGAGGACAGAAGAGUAGUGUGUUCUCCCUGUGUAUGCUUCAAUGGACGAGCCUGGGCAGAAGACACCUUCUCUACCUCUCUCUCCCACCCGUCUCCCCUCCCUCCCUGGUUCGUUGUCCAGCCCCAGCAGCCCCCAUUGGUCUUUGUGGUUGCCACAGCACAGAACCCCAGCCUGGUACUGCUUGACCUAGACCCACUCCUCCAGGUCUUCUGGGUCUCAGCCCAAAUUUUGGUCCAGCGGUAACCACCCUGGGUCCUUCCACCUUUGUCCUCUGCCCAGCGUAAGGCCCUGACCAUGCACGAAGACAUCUUGGCCUGAUUUGUCUCCACCAGCUUCCCCUCACCCUUCGGAAGGCCCUGGCUUCCAUCCCCAGCACUGCAAAACCCUGCCAGCUUCCAGCUCAGGGUGGGGAAAGAGGUCCUGUGAAUGGUCACUGCCCCCUCCCCCUACAUUGAAAGGGACUCAAGGUGCCUGCCACUCGCACGGUGACGUCUGUGUUCUUCCCCCUGCCAGUUGAGAUCUGCACCCCACAGCUCCAGAGUGGCAGUGGGGCGUGGCCCUGAGUUCUGGCUCUGCCACCUGGCUCCGUGCUAGCACAAUCUGCCAAAGUUCCAAGACCCUGUGCCCUCCCCCAUCACCUCACAUGCUUCUUCUGUGUGUACUUCAUCUUGUUUUUAUGGUUUUUGGAGCAAUUUUAACUCCCAGUUGUUUAUUUUCACAAAAGAAAAUAAAAUUGCAGUUGCAAGACCUUC
This is a messenger RNA of Octodon degus (degu), 2713 nucleotides long. It is a transcript of the gene Tcf7l1, whose product is annotated as transcription factor 7 like 1. Gene Ontology annotation, cellular component: beta-catenin-TCF complex. The transcript is spliced from 12 exons. The record is from RefSeq and is a predicted model, not a curated record. The coding region runs from base 349 to 1740 and encodes 463 amino acids. Gene Ontology annotation, biological process: canonical Wnt signaling pathway; regulation of transcription by RNA polymerase II. Gene Ontology annotation, molecular function: RNA polymerase II cis-regulatory region sequence-specific DNA binding; DNA-binding transcription factor activity, RNA polymerase II-specific. NCBI's taxonomy places the organism in Eukaryota, Metazoa, Chordata, Mammalia, Rodentia, Octodontidae.